This is a messenger RNA of Rotaria sp. Silwood2, 1800 nucleotides long. The record is from the annotation of a GenBank genome assembly. Lineage: Eukaryota; Metazoa; Rotifera; Eurotatoria; Philodinida; Philodinidae.
AUGAUAAAACUAUUAAGCAAGAAUAGUUUUUCACAUGAAAUUUUUUGUUCAAUUAAAUCUAAUUAUUAUCGUCUUUCAACAAUAAACAGUAAUAUAUUUACUCGAACUUUAAGUCAUUCAAAAAAUUCAUCAAAAUCAAAUGAAAAAAAAUCAUCAUCAACACCUUUUCGAUUAUUUGCACCAACAGUAGCUGAAGCCAAUCUUGUUAGUUCAUUUGCUAAUUGGCGAUAUAUUCCCAUGGUAAAAGAUAUCAAUACAGGAAUAUUUGAAAUACCAUCAUCUGUAGAAAUAAAUGAUGGUGAACAUGAAUAUAAAUUUUACAUACGAAAAAGUGUUGAACAAACAUAUUGGACAUGUGUUAUUGAUCCUUAUGUAGAAAAAUAUGAUUCUAAACAUCGUCAUGGAUUAAUAACGAUACGAAAUAGAGAAAAACAUAUUGAUACAUAUGAAUGGAAACAUGAUGAUAUAAAAUUACCUGAAAAUGAUCAACUAAUUAUCUAUGAAAUUUAUGUUGCUGAUUUUACUGAAAAUGGACAAUUUUUAGGUAUUUUAUCUAAAUUAAAUCAUUUAACUGAUCUUGGUAUUAAUGCUAUUGAACUCUUGCCUAUACAAGAUUACAUGGGUCAUGAACAUGAUUGGGGUUAUACUCCAACACAUCAUUUUGCUAUAAAAGCAAGUUAUGGAACAAAAAAUGAUCUAAAAAAACUUGUUGAUGAAUGUCAUAAACGUGGGAUUCGUGUAUUUUUUGAUGGAGUUUUUAAUCAUUCAAGUUCAUCUUGUCCACUUUUAUCUAUUGAUAAACACUAUUGGUAUCAUACAGAUAAACAUUGUUCAAAAGAUUCAUAUUAUCAUGGACCUGAAUUUAAUUAUGAUCAUUAUGAUGAAACAUUGAAAUUAAAACCAGCUGUUAAAUAUGCUCGAGAUAUUGUUCAAUAUUGGAUUGAAGAAUUUCAUUUAGAUGGUAUUCGAUUCGAUGCUGAUAAACAACUUAAUAAUUAUAAUAUUUUACAUGAAUUAGAUCAUUUAGCACGAUCUAUUCGUCUAAAUCAACCAUUUUUUACACAAGCAGAACAUGUACCUGAAACAUUAAAUAUUGCUAAAGAAAAUAAUGGUCCUGUUGAUGCAUGUUCAUCAUCAAGAUUUCAUGAUGUUAUUUGUCAAGCACUUAUUGAUCAAAAUAAAUUUGAAUUAGAUCAUAUUAAAUAUGUUAUUAGUGCAUCAAAUCUUGUUAAUUAUUUAACUUCUCAUAAUAAUGAACGUUUAUUAUAUUUAAUUAAUCAUAUGGGUAAAGCAUAUGAUGAAAAUGAUGCUUUUCAGCGUGUACGUCUCGGUGCCAUCGUACUCAUGACUUCAGUGAGUACACCGCUUAUAUGGCAAGGUGAUGAAUUUGGUGAAGCACGUAAUUUAGGUAAUGAUAAUUAUCAUCGAAAAAAAUUACUUAUGGAAUGGGCAUUAAUGGAAAAAGAACAAAAUAAAAAUUUAUAUAAUACAUUUAAACAUCUGAUCGAAUUACGACAUAAAAUAAUAAAUAAAGAAAAAUAUAAUAAAAUAAAUUUUUUCUAUGAAAAUUCCGAACAUCGUAUAUUAGCUUAUACAAGAUUGAAUAAUAUAAAUAUUGAAGAUAUCGUUGUUAUUACAAAUUUUGCUAAUGAAAAAAAAAUUAAAUAUGAAAUAAAAAAUUUUCCUCAUAAUGGUCAAUGGAUUGAUUGGUUAACAAAUGAUAUCUAUACGGUGAAUAACUCAAUUCUUAAACUUGAUCUUAAACCUUUUGAUGGUAAAGUACUUAUAAAGCAAAAAUAA